This is a messenger RNA of Aspergillus neoniger CBS 115656, 1122 nucleotides long. RefSeq lists its product as uncharacterized. Lineage: Eukaryota; Fungi; Ascomycota; Eurotiomycetes; Eurotiales; Aspergillaceae. Bases 1 to 1122 code for a protein of 373 amino acids. The record is from RefSeq and is a predicted model, not a curated record. The transcript is spliced from 7 exons.
AUGCCUGACGACAAAGGCCCACAGAUCACUGCCGUGUCCUGGAGCUUUGGAAGCGUGGCGAUCAUAGUCGUCGCCAUUCGGUUGUACACCCGGCUAAUACUGACUCGCAAAGCAGGCUGGGACGACUUCUUUAUUGUUCUUUCCUUGUUGAGCGCUGUUGUAUGUUCAGGGUUAGCGCAAACCGGCGUGCAUUAUGGGCUGGGGAAACACAUGGCCGAUAUUUCCAAUGGGGAAUGGAAAAUCGAGGCCUUCAAAUAUACCGUCAUCGCACCCAACUUCUCCAUGGUCAGCACCACAACAGGCAAGCUAUCGGUGGCCGUCUUCCUGCUGCGCUUAAUGGGCCAGACAGCGUCCCUGGCAAAACGAUGGUUCCUGUAUAUCUUCAGUGUAAUAUCCAUUGCUUGGAAUGUGCUGGCCAUCAUUGCCAUUAUGGGGUACUGCCGGCCUGCGGAGAAGAUCUGGCGGCCAGAGGUUCCCGGCUCCUGCUUUAGCUUGAAGUUUCAGCUGAUUGCUGGGAUAUCGCAAGCCUCAUUCAACGCUUUCGCCGACCUUACCUUGGCCUUGUUUCCAGUCAUCAUUUUCUGGUCCGUCCAGCUGCCCUGGAAAAUGAAGCUAGGGGUUAUAGCUGUCAUGGGCGCGGGAAUCCUGGCGGCGGCAGCAACCUUGGUCAAGGCUAUUCUUCUAAAAAGCCUCCCGGUCCAUUCAGACAUAACCUGGUCAUGGGCCGAUAUUACAACAUGGUACUCGAUUGAGAUGUACGUUAUCAUAAUCUGCGCCACUCUCCCUACCCUCCGACAAUCAUACAACUUUGCCUUGCAUCGAACACGCUACGCAGGUUCAUACUACAAACGCUCCCACUCCGAAGCAGCAGCAGCAAGACAGAAACCAAUUCCUCUCGCUCGUCGUCAACCCGAUCAGUCACUUUUCGAUACAUUCGCUGAUGAGACCGGCUUGGUGAAUGUAGCUUCCAACGAAGAUAGUUUUGUCUCCCCCGGAAGAUGUUCGGACCAUACGAUCAUCACUAAGACUACCGAGAUUGAGGUCCACGAGGAAAAUAAGUCCAGACGGGAUAUCGAGAAUCCUCAUUUCCCGCGUACGAAUCCGUUUAGGACGCAUCAGUAG